Messenger RNA from Solanum pennellii, 805 nucleotides. Its product is annotated as 17.3 kDa class II heat shock protein. The coding region runs from base 97 to 573 and encodes 158 amino acids. The record is from RefSeq and is a predicted model, not a curated record. Gene Ontology annotation, biological process: response to salt stress; protein folding; response to heat. The transcript has a single exon. NCBI's taxonomy places the organism in Eukaryota, Viridiplantae, Streptophyta, Magnoliopsida, Solanales, Solanaceae.
CCCUUUACCCCAAUCUCACUACAAUUACAAAUCAAACCAAAAUUGAAAAAUUUCACGCACAAAAUCACAAUAUCCAAAAAUUUCUCAAUACUGAAAAUGGAUUUGAGGUUGUUGGGUAUCGAUAACACACCACUCUUCCACACUCUCCACCAUAUGAUGGAAGCUGCCGGUGAAGAUUCCGACAAGUCUGUCAAUGCACCAUCAAGGAACUAUGUUCGUGAUGCUAAGGCCAUGGCUGCUACACCAGCGGAUGUGAAGGAGUAUCCUAAUUCGUAUGUUUUUGUUGUGGAUAUGCCAGGGUUGAAAUCUGGAGAUAUCAAAGUGCAGGUGGAAGAAGACAAUGUGCUGUUGAUUAGUGGUGAAAGGAAGAGGGAAGAAGAGAAAGAAGGUGCAAAGUUUAUUAGGAUGGAGAGAAGGGUUGGGAAAUUCAUGAGGAAGUUUAGUCUGCCGGAGAAUGCGAAUACUGAUGCAAUUUCUGCAGUUUGUCAAGAUGGAGUUCUGACUGUCACUGUUCAGAAAUUGCCUCCUCCUGAGCCAAAGAAACCGAAAACAAUUGAGGUGAAAGUUGCUUGAAGUUAUGGACUCUGUUUUGAUGGUUGGUGGUAUGAUGUAGUAGAAAUAAAGAUGUAGGAGUAGUGAACUUUUUUCUUUUAUCUUUCUGCUAUGUUUUCACGUCUGUUUGAAAGUUACAAUAGCCAUGGGUAUUGUUUGUUUUGAUGUCUAAUGCAGUGCUAUGCAUCUGUCGCAUUUUCUUUAAACAGAAAUGACUUUCAUUUAAUUUUCAUGGAAGGAUUGCAACAUUAAA